AUGGCGGCGCGGGGAGGCGACGGCCGCGCCCCGGCACCCGCGCUGGCCGGGGAGGCGGAGGCCCCCGGAGGACCAGGCCACGGCGCGGCGCCCUCGCCGGCCGAGCGCCAGCCCCACACCUUCGACAUCGCGACGCCGGAGCGGGUGGCCGCCCCCGCCGCGGCGGCCGCGGCCGGGGCCGCGGGCCGCCCCGGGCCCGCCUGGAGAGUGGCGGCCCUCGAGCCGGGGGGCUCCUCGAGGCCGAGCCCCCCGCGGGGCAUCAUUGAGAAGCGGAAGGACGGCUUCCGGAGGGAGUGGGAGCAGCAGCACCCGUUCUGGCCGUCGCUGGAGAAGGGCGGCAGGCCCCACUCGCAGAGGGGGCGGGCGCCGCCGAAGGCUCCGCCCCCCCAGCAGGCAGGCGCCACCCGCAACAUGCGGCUGCACGCGGACUGGAAGUACUCGGCGGAGGGCCGCAGGAAGAAGAUCGCCGAGUCGGAGGUGGACAAGGUGGGGCAGGUGGUCGAGGACUCGGUCAGCAGCUCGAGGGCGCUGUCCGAGGAACGCGCCCUGGCCCACCUGAGGAAGAACAGGCGGAUGCUCCAGGAGAGAGGGAGUCGAGGGGCGAUCUGGUCAAGCGGUACAACAACUUGGGGCCCGACGCCGACUCCGAGUGGACGGCCACGCCGUUCCCCCGCGCGUGGCUGA
Messenger RNA from Prorocentrum cordatum, 684 nucleotides. Lineage: Eukaryota; Dinophyceae; Prorocentrales; Prorocentraceae. The record is from the annotation of a GenBank genome assembly.